AUGCUGCGGCUGUCAGUCAAGCGGUGUCGGCGGCAGCGGCGGAGGGGCGCCUUUGCCCGCAAGCAGGUCGAGGCACACACGCACCUGCCGUUGCGGACGCAAUACUGCGGGCUCACAGCGGGACGUCUUUGUGGCAGCGGCGGCAGCGGCGGCGGUGGCGACUGCUUUGUGAAUGAGGUAAUCCAGCAGAGCGCUGCACGCACAGAUCUGAACUGACAUCUUCUAUACGCACACACCCGCACGUCGCACGCAUGCGUAGAGGACUAUAUAUAUACACAUACGUAUAUGCAUAUAUGUGCACAUAUGACUGCAUGCAUUUCCACACGUUUACGGAUUUUAGUGGCUGCAACGUCUACGAAGAACGGGGAUAUUAAAGAAAACUGUUGGAUUGCAUAAUCCCGUCAGGUGAGUGCAAGUACUGUGACUUUCAACAGGCAGAGCCUGUCGCGGGACAUCAGACAGAAAUGUCUGACACCCUCGCGUUUGUUUAAAUCAACUAUUUUUGGCAGAAAAUCUAGAGGCUGUUCUGUGAAACAGGGAUAAAUAGGUCGAAUUCAAGAAGCUCCGUAAAAGAGACUAAAUUAAGCGAAACGACACAACAUAACGAAAAUGUCUCUUGACCACAUGAGUAACCUCUCCAUUUUUGAUGAUUCAAACUGCACACUUUCGCCCAGCCUACCUGUGACCUUAUGAUGGCGAUAUAAAGACGGUUUUUUAGCAGUAAACUUUUGUGAGAGAUGGAUUGCAGAGGUGGACUUGUUUGCCGGAACGCAAGAUGAUCUUUCGUCGUGCUCGGUCUUAAGGUUUCCGCAUGUCACGCUCUUGGCCGUCACACAUAUCUAUGCAUAUACCUCUCACAAGCUUAAGUCAUUAUAAUUAAAAAAAGGUUGCUAGUCUUUACCUAAAAAGAGUUCUUAUAGUCUUUCAGCCAUCACUGAAUGCGCUGAUACACCUAUUUAGUACGAGAUGACGCGCAUCUCGCGGACGCUAACAAUUUCCGACAGUCAGGUGUAAGAAAAAUCCCGACAAAUUCUUAGGCGAGAACACCUUUUGAGAGGUAAAUUUAUUUUUCAUAAGGCGUCUGUGAUUUUAUUUAUGAGGCAUAUCGAGUUCCAUCUAUAUUUCUAAUUUGGCUUAAAAUAACUGACCUGCAGCCGGCUAACAGCGAGUUUAUAGUGGAAGCCGACUUUUAUUUGCUUUUAAAACGUGAGUUUAGGAGAGAAGGUACAACUUUUAUGUAUUAAUUCCUUUCCCCUGAGUUUUAGACUUUUUUCCUCUUCUAGGCCACCCCAAAAGUUGGAAGUGGCUUUUUAGGAAUUACGCAAAAUGGUAUCGCCAUCGCUCAAAAUAUGUUCUGCCUCAGAAAGGUUUUUAAGAAAGACGUAAAAGAAUUUUUUAAAGCUGUAAUGAUCUGGUUGCAGUUGGCAAGGAUAGAACUUUGCAGAUUUUUUCCGUGCAGUACAAAUUAUGGAUCUACAAAUUUAUCAGUAAUGCACCAGGUGGGAAAUGAUUCUCUUCCGCGGCAACCGUAUAUUAACAAAUAAACGAAAAUUCUAAGUUGGUUUUUUGCUCUUUAAAUGUCUCAAGUCCUUACUACGCAUUCCCUCGUUUCUGGGAACACGUGUUACAAAGAUAAUCUUUAAAGAAAGUUUUUUUAAAAUAAUGUCUCUGGCGUAACGCCAGUCAGUCGUAAACGGCAGAAAUGCCGAAGCUUUUUGUUUGAGGGUCGUGGCCGCGUAAUUUCGUUUUCAAAAAUGAAUCCUGAAUAAUAAUUUCGACGGAAAUAAGUUGUCCACUUACAGUUUUUUUUGUAAAAAUCGACAUUUAGGGGUUAUUAAUUGCCAGACACUUGUUCCUUCUACUAAUAAGAUUCGUUUGCCAUAUAGGACGUUAAAAAUUCACAAGGCGUUAUUUUUGCGACCUUAAGUCAGUCAGGUUUUAGCAGGUAAAACGUCUCUGGGUUGAUGGGCGUACGAAGAUGCGUCAUUUUAGACCCAAUUAAUUAGAAAAAUGAGUAUCGCCAAUUUGUCUUUCUCCAGCAACGACAACAGCAACCAGAUCCCCGCAUUUUCGCCUUUUUCCACCAAAAAAUAUUUUUCCUGCCUUGGUUGAUUUCCGAAGAAAUUAAUCUGCAAACUUGGUUUAAAUCCUCCGGGACAGACGUUUUCAGGCUCGGUCUGAAAGUUUCUAUGAAUAUUUGAGCUGAAAUCCAUUAGCUACUGCGGAAUAAGUCGCCAAUAAUCAGUCAGUAGUAUAAAAUUAUGUAAUUAUUUACCGUGCUGAUAGCACAGGUACUAACUAAAAACCCAGACACGCGCGUUUCGUCGAGCUUGUGUCGUUGCCUGACGCAGCUGCGAAGGCUUCGGCUCAUCAGUGGGUCAACCAGCCUUCCCCUUGUGUUUUCUGGUGUAUGAACUCCAGUCUUCAUUCUACCCUGUGUAGAUUCCGGGGAAAUAAAUGUGCGAGCUUUAAGUAAGUCAUUCAGAGAAGACCUUUUCAGAGUACAUCCGAAAGUCGAUAUUUCCCGGCAAACUAAACAAGGCAAGAUGAAAACUGGAGUUCAUAUUCCAGAAAACGCACGGGGAACCCUGGAGUACCCACUGAUGGGCCGAACCCUCCGCAGCUGCGUCAAGCAGAAGAACAAGAGAAACACGCGUGUCUAGGCUUUUAGUUAGUGCCUGUGUUCUUACUCACUUGUACUUGGCACAGCUGCGAUCAUGCCCGAUCUAACCGGUCUCGACGAUGUCCAGAACUGUACCUGUCCACGCGUGACGAUCUGCGUCAGCGGAUCUGGACUGUUCAGUCCAUUCUCUUCGCCAACAACGGAGACCGAAUACGAAUACAGUAUCGUAAAUAAUUACGUACCUUUUUCCUUCAGACGGCCAGGUUUAUGUCUGAUAAAAAUCGCUUUGAGUAAGUUGAAAAGUGCGAACAGAGUAAAAGAAAGUUCACCGAUCGCUACGUCGACACAAACUUGCUAGUCUGAAUGCGAAACACACAGGUUCGGAGCAACAAGAAAAGCCAUUACCACUGUCGCCCUAACAUUAAAGAGACCACAGCUCACGUGGCCUUCUCUGUCCUCUAGAACAUGUUGGCCGCCUUUUCGCUUUCCGGCAGCAACCGUCGGCGCCUUCUUCAGCGAAUCCUUUGCCUCAGUCUUCAUCGGACUCUCGCACUCCUCCUGCUCCCCCUCAGCCCUCUUUCCAGCGGUUACUCCACGGCUCGCGGUCUCCGCCUGCAACCCAGCCACCACAACUCCACAUCCGACAACUCACUGCCAGGCCUCCAGCACAGCUGGUUGUACCAACAGUCUCUGCGGUAUCGAUCGGCUGGACAGGCCCAACGGACCAAUCACAGUUAUAAGGUCUUCUACCUACGAUACCUCACUGACACUGAUGUCAAAUGCAAUGACGGAACUCGGGCUGGGUAAGUGAUCGGUGUCUACUUCGCAAUUGCAUACUCCUCAAGUCUCUUUUGCCUACAGUAGGUGGGUUAACACAAAAAAUGUCAUCUGAAAUUCCAAAAUGCGUUUUCUUUUCGAAAAGAUUUAAUAAGUAGGGUUGUUAAACCAAUCAGCAUGCAACAUAGUUCUAUAAUAAUUCAGUUACCUCAGGAUGCCGGCUUUCGAACAAACGUCUUUCCGGCUGCAUACACAAAUUAUACUCUGUAAAAAAUGACUACUUUCGUAACAUGCAUUUGUCUCUUUGGUUUUCGAUGCCCCUAAAUGUCCAGUUAUAUUUCAUGGAAAAAAUGAAUAAAAAUAUCCAUUAUUUCGCUAAUUCUGAAGAACAUUACGUGUUUUUUACCCGUCUUUUUUACUCGAAUGAGGGACAUUAUCCGGUUUUAAAAAAGUUUCUAAUUGUGAGACUUUUUAAUACCGUGAAGUAGCCGUUCACAAAACGUCAUGUCUCUGCAUUUACCAAUGUAGUUUGUAAAGUUAACAACAUGGAUCAAAUCCAAUGCUAAAUUUGAUGAACCCCAUAUGGUCUCCUCUUACUGUCGUAGAGAAAUGUGUGGUUUUCCGUACGCAGAAAAUGCAUGGCUUGUAGUUUGAAAACCCUGAAUUCAAGUGCGACGGCAGAGGGAGUUCAAAUUAUUCGGGAAUUGGGAAAGUUUUAAAAACCGAAUAAUACCCUUCCUUCGAGUACAACAUUGAAAGAGGACGUAAUGUACUACCGAAUGAGCGGGAGAAUAAAAUACUGUUAUGCAUGUUUUCCAUGAAAUAUAAUUGGACUUUUAGAGGCUUCGAAAAUCAAUGAGAAAAAUGAAUGCUAAUUAGGUAGUCAUUGUUUACAGAGUAUAAUUUUUGCAUGCAUCUGGAAGGAAGUUCUUUCGAAGGCCGGCAUCCUGAGGUAACUGAAUAAUUAUAGAAUUAUACUGCAAACUGAUUAGUUUUACAACCCUACUUAAUUAAUAUUUUCUAAGCAAAAUCUCAUUUCGGAAUUUCGGUUGACAUCUCAUGGGUUAGCCCACCUACUGUACUUUCGAGAACGUCAUUAGACACACACGCACGUACCAGGGUGGCUGCAUACUGCAGCGAUAAGAUUCGAUGUCUGUCCCAUGAAGAGUUGAGUGAAAUUCUAAAAUAUUUUCUCGGUUCAAAAAGGUUACUUAAGUAGUGUCAUAAUAUAAAUUUUCGUGUUGCAUAGUCGUAGGAUAUUCCAGUCACAUCAAGAUGUCGGCUUAUGAAUGAGCUCCUUAUUAACCGCCCACACAAAUUAUAUUCCGUAAAGCUGACGACCCAAGUAUUACGAAUUUUUCACAUUGAUUUUCGACGCCUCCAUACAUUCAAAGGUAUUUUGUGGAAAACAUGCACAAAAGUGUUCUUUUUUACUCCUCUGGUAACAAAUUACGUCUUCUUCAAUUGUCAUCCUUUGAGGAAGAGCAUCUUUCGGUUUUCAAAGGCUUUCUCGGCGGCGAUAGGGUGAAGGACCUCAAUUAGCUGUCGGUAGACUGUGGAUCGCGUGCUGACGUAUGAACUUGCGAAAUCUAGUUAAGUGCCGAUGACUUGCAGUUGUACAAAAGAGCGGAAAAACGAAAAACAGAGAUCGACUAAACAUGAAUUGCGGGAUCACAGAAAUGUCUGCCAUAGUGAGUUGUUCAAUGGUCGGACAGCCACCCAAGAUGGAACGCCACGAAAUAUCCAGCCGGAUGUCGUAUCUGCAUACAUUCAUCCUUCUACUCGAGAUUGUCGUUUUUGCCGCCGACUGUCUUCUGUGUUUUCCGCCAGUUUAAUGCCCAGUGUGCUGCCCCACCCGUAAACUCACACCACCAGUCUCGCAAGACACGAUCCGCAGUAUACCUACAGCUAAUUGGGGUCAUCCACCCUACUGUUGUCGCUUUCUCAAUUUCUGAAUAAAUAUGAACCCGCCUGUCCUUAAACUUGCAUUCCGAGUUUCAGAGAUACAAGCUGUUUACUGUUCGUGCAAGGAAAGUCAUAUAUUUCUAUGUUUUUUAUGAAGAGGACUUACAGAGCUCAUAAACGCUCGUAAUGGACGAAGACCACGUUCUCCGAUUUAUAAGCAGCAUUACUAAAUGUGCUGAUGCGAUGAUGAUGAACGGCAGAGCAUGUCACGGUCUUAAAAAAAUUUAAUUGGAAACGGCUAGAUCGCAGUUGGUAGCCAGGAACGAGGAAGCGGACGGCGACCUCUACCCUAAUCCUAACCUUAACCCUAACCCUUACCGAAAUCGUAAACGUAACAUUAGCCCUUAGACAUAGCCCUAACUGUAAAACCAAACCGUAGUACUCAAACCUAAUCGUAAACUCAAACCUUAACCGUAAUCCGAAAACCCAAGCCUAAAGGGCAUAACCCUAACCCGAAAAUCGGACACCAUUAACCGGUACCCUAAUCCUAACCCCAAACGUAAAACGGAAGCCAAAUGGGUCAGAUGUGAUUAUGGGGCCCCACAAAGUAGCCCCAGUAAACUAACCCCCCGUCACCUUUAAUACGGGGCCUGGCUACCAACUGCGAUCUAGCCGGAAACUUUUUUAAAACCUGAAGGUACUCUUUCUUUUGUCAUAAAAUUUGAAGGAGACGUAACUGCCUGACAAAUGAGCAAAGGAAAGAGUAUUUUGCGCAGGUCUUCUGUAAGACGUACUUGAAUUUAUAAAGACGGCGAAAAUCAGUGAGGGAAAUUCAUACUUCUUGAGUUGGCGUUUUUACGGAACGUAAGAAACCCUUCUAAACUCCCGAAUAAUUUUAAGUCCGACUUGUCGUUAGACUUGCAUUCAGUGUUUCAGAGCUAUAAGCUCUAUACUUUUCGUGCAAGGAAAAUCAUCUAUUUCUAUGGUUUUUUUAUGAAGAGGACUUGCAGGGCUCAUAAACUUUCGUAAUGGACGUAUACCACGAUGACCACUUUACAAACCGCAUUAACAAAUGCGCUGCCGCGAUGCUGUACGAUUGCCCACUUCGCGGUCUUGAAAAAUCUUAUAAGUAGAAACGGCAGCGGUAUAGUGAAGGCACCCAUUUAACUGUUGGUAGAUUGUGCAUUGUGUCAUACGGGAAUGGCGGUAAUAAGGAUUUUACGGAUGGGGCAGCGCCCAGACAGUAAGCUGAUGGAAUGCAAGGAAACACAGAAAUUGUCUAGCUUCUACCGAAAGUCUUAUCGUACACUCACGCACGGCAACGGAAAUUAGCGCGUUAAUUAAAAAUGAACAUAAAGUAAAUUUUAAAAACAAAACGGAGUUUAAAUAAUGGUUUGAGGUCAUGGUAAAUAACUGUUGUUGGCAGUGUAGUGUCUGCAACGGCCUGCAAGUGGACGUCAAGACAAAAUCCCAUAUGACACGGUUCACAGUCUACCGACAGUUGAGUGGGGUCCUUCACCGUACUGUUGACGUAGAAACUUUUUAAAACCAAAAUGUACUCGUUCUUCAAUUUUGAAAUUUAUAGAAGACUUAAUUUGCUGCCAAAUGAGUAAAAGAAAGUAUAUCUUGCACUCGAGUUUAUAAUGGCACCGAAAAUCGAUGGUAAAAGUCCACACUACUUAAGUAGCCAUUUUUUCGGAAAUUGGUUUUCGAAGGCGAUUAAUAGGAAGCUCCUUCAAAGCUGGCAUCUGGACGUGACUGGAUUAUCUUGGGCUUAUGCUGACAGAUAAUAAAUAUUACAUGGUUACUUAAGUAACUUUUUCGAACGGAAAGUGCAUUUCAAAAUUUCAGUUAAUAUUCUAUGCGAUAGCACAUCUAUUGUACGUUUCGGCCCUCCAGUAAAAAUCUUAGCGAUUCAGAAGUGAUAAGUUGAUUGCUUAAAGUGCCGAUCGCCGAAGACUGCAGAAAACUUCACAGUUUGUCGGAUUCUUUCCAAACCAUCUGACACCGAGUGGUAAACAUACUUUAUCAUCCUGAUGGUUAAAGGUUGCACCGAAACACAGUCCCCUAGAGACAUUUGUAACGUAUUCGUUCUGCCAUAUAUGAAUCUCCUGCAGGCUGAGUUGGAAAGAACAGCAAAGGUUGAAUGAUGGACGUCGGUCUAUCUUAUCGCGCAUCCCUUUUUGGUCAACUCUCUUCAUCCCGCUUUAGCGGUUCUACAAAUCGUAUUUCUUAUAAAUUUUUGCAAUCCUGGGCUGAGCGGCUUCUCGGCAGAUAGCCACUCGACCAAACUCCCCUUUAGGGGAAACCCGUCCUGGCAAUUAACAAGUUUUCCGACCGGGAUUGUGAUUGAGAGAUGGUUUCCGGGUUUUAUGUCUCCGUAGUUAGUCGUCAGUCGUUCUGGUAAAGUUUUAGGCGAGGAGCAGGGAGGCAGAAAUGAUGACGCCGUGGUCUGGGGGUGGGAGGGGACAAAUGAAUGCCGUUAAAGUUGCAAGUUCGAGUGAAAGCCCCGACAAGAGGACAACUCGUAUGAGGACGGUGGCAGGUGCGUUGGCAGGCCUACUAUGCGGUGGACUUGCAUAGCAUCGUUUUCACUCUGCUCUGUUUUUUCUUACUCCAUUAGAAAGCCUAUGUGAGAACGGCACUGUGGUCUGAUUCAUGUUCCUGCCUUUCCUCCCGAAUGAAGUCUAAAUCCAUCCAAUCUCACAGAUUCAUAUGAGUAUAUGUAGCGUGAAGUUGUCGUUUAUCGAUCAGACCAGGUUAGAACACGCUCGCCCCGUUGUGCUUUUGAGCCCGUUGGUGGUUACUUAGCGGUCAGUAAUGGUGCCGGAACGAAUACCGGCAAAAGGAGACAGGGGGUGGCCCUUUCUGGAUUAUCAGCCAUCGUCAACUGACCUCAGGUUUGGAUAAACCCAGAUUCGAAUCCGAGAUCUUCAGGCACUAAGCGGUAAGCUCAACAAACUACCAUAAAACUACAGGCGUGUUAUCCUGUCGGUUGCGAGGAAUAAUAUUAAGUAACUUGAGAGGGUUAUUCACUAAGUGUCCCCAAAACAGGCCACGCGAUAGAUGCACUAGACCAACACGGGGGCUACAUCGGACUCUGGCAGGCGUGAUCGGGAAUGCUCACUCAUAGCGAUUGCCAACAUUCGGGGUGGGGUGGCAGACUCCGCUUCAGGCUCCCGUAGCGUCAAUUGGGAUCCCUGAUGCCCCCAUUGUUGUUGUUGGUUAAACUCCUGGUCAAAUAUUUGCUGUGGACCGGAGAGUGUGAUGGUACGUCUAGGUGCAGGCUUACGUAGUGCGAGGCAUCGGCGCGCUCUCUCUCUCUCUCUCUCUUAACUGCGGUUUUCUUGUAUAUCUCUUGAUAUUGGACCCAAGUGGGGGAGGAGGAGAGAGUGCAGUAUACGAAGUGCAAGUCUACUAUCACCAUAAAAUAAAUCACGCGCAAGUAACCGUGCCUGCUCUCAACCGGCUGUGGAACAGACGGUGGACAUCGUCGGCCACGACAGUCGAACGGUCGUGUGUCAUCUUGCCUCGGCAGAAAAGAGUACUGACAUCCAUACAGCGGAGCGAGAGAGUGCUGUUUUGUUUUUAACCAGACAGUAUUUUCAGUCAAAAAUACCUAAAUGUCAUUGGUCCACAUCAGCGAAAAGUGAAUCUGAAAUAUCCGUGGGGAGAAGCAAAACAUCGGCUCGAUUUCAAGAGUCAGCCAGUUACUCGCGAAUCCGACCAGCCACAGCUGACUCCCUUUCCGGAGUCCUGCCUUUCGGAUCAGGAAGUAUACAUUAGUCAUGCCAGCUCGAACAGUUUUGUCGAUUAUGAGAGACUUCACAAGAUGUCACUAGUCGGACACUUCCGACAUUCCGAUUCCGCCCACUCAAUUUGGUGAUCUGCGUUCACGCCCAGACAAAGGGUGUGAAAAGAAAACUCAGUUGAACUGUCAUCACACCGCCCGAAUCGAGUGUUUCGACGUUUGGCCGCUCACGCCGGCUACCUGUCAAAAGGACUGUUUACCGUCAGGCAGGAAAGCCAAGACCGCACUCCCCUAUUGCCGCAAAUCAGCCAAUCAGAACUCACGCAUGCCUACAACGCUGGGCUGCUCUUUUCGGCAGCCCUGUCAUCCUGUCAGCGGCAAGCUCUGACACUCAACGCCCCCGCCCCCCUCCUCCUCGCCGACAUCGCAAAGUAGCCUCAAGAGUCGGCUGUCUAUUUGGGAGCCCUUGUUAUUGUCUGCCCGACGCAGAUGAAAUCGCGUCGGCAAGCGGCACUGGUCCUGACUGAUUGACAGUUUACGUUUUCUCGCGCAGAUACUACCUUCGGCAUUCGAAGGACCCCAAUUCAAGAAAUUGGAUGAUCUAUCUGGAGGGCGGUUGGUACUGCUUCGACGAGGCAACCUGUCUGGCUCGACAGCUCACCAAUCAGGCCCUUUUCUCCUCCCGAACCUGGCAUAUGGUCAGAUACAGUGAGUUGUCUAUCAAGUUUACACGCAAAAACUUCCCUUAUUAGUGGGCGGUAUGCUGUCCUGGGACGAUCGGAUCAAUCCCAACUAUCAUCUCUUCAACACUGUGUAACAUCUUCAUUUGACCGUAAUCUGUCACUAUUAGGUAUGUCCCCUACUGUUCAAGUGACCUCUGGACUGGGAAAAAGCGUCGGACUACAAAUGGUAUGUUGAAGUGUUUUUGAGAAAUUGACGCUGACGUCCAUUCUAGGUUACUAUUUCCAUGGAUCUCGGAUAAUAACAGCUGUGAUUGAUGAGCUGUUGGCGCGUCGUGACUUCGCAGAGGCCAAGAAAGUGGUUAUUGCCGGUUCCAGGUACGUGACUUUGAGUGAAACACUUGAUUGCCUAUAGGGGGGGGGGACACUAAAGUAACCAAACCUGAAUUGAAAAGUCGUCUAGGCAUCCAGUCAGAUUAGUGUGUGAUCUGAGCUGAUUCAGAACUACCCGAUUGAUGUAGAAACAGCCAGCUUAAGUUCAGAGCCGAAAGUUAUAAACGGUAUCCAUUCAGUGGACAGUCUGCAGACCUUAUGAAGCAAGGUGAUCUCAGGGCUCCGUACAACUGGUACAUUCUGUCAGGAGCGUUGCCACUAAGAAACGCCUACAUAAACCUCAGAGAAUCAGGUAAGGGUUGGCGUAGGCUUGUGGAAAGGGUUAAGUCUAGGCUUGGAUUUUGUGGAAGGAGGAUUGAAACCUUUAAAAAGGCUAUUUUCCAUGAGGACGACCCAAUUCUGCUCUUCAUGAUGUACUGAAACUCGGUGAUAAAGGCCAGGCAACAAUUUAACAGAGCAUCCUGCAAUUUCAGUCUUUUGUUCUCCGCUAUUUCCUGUGUGCAUAGAAACUUGAACCGCAAACAAUUCAAACUUCAAAAGUUAGAUCAAGCUCCAGGAAGCAUGAAGAGGUGGGAAAUUGAACCAGGAUUUUUGUAUGCAUGUCAUUUCAUCCGAACGGUAGGAAUAAAGGAAGAAGUUGGGAGUCUGACGGUUCUCAGACAUUAUGGCAGUUUAUUACAAAAAAAAUCACUUUUAAAUAGGAUAAGUCUGCACAACAUGGGACAGGAACAGUUCCCACGAAUCUGUCAAAGACAUGGCAUUGAGGCCAAACCAAAGACGAUACUAUACUUCAUACAACUGAUAAAUUCUUUCAGGAGCGUUGCCAAUAAGAAACGCCUAUAGUAAACCUCAGAGAAUCAGGUACGGGUUGGUGUAGGCUUAAGGCAAGGGUUAAGAUCUAGGCUUGGUGUUUUGAGGGUUGAGACCUUUAAAAGGGCUAUUUUCCACGAGGAAGACACACUUCUGCUCUUCAUGAUGUACUGAAGCUCGGUGAUAAGGGCCAUGUAAUAAUUUAAUAGAGCUUCCUGCGAUUUUAGUCCUUUGUUCUCCGCUAUUUCCUGUGUGCCUAUGAACUUGAACCGCGAACAAUUCAAACUCCAAAAGUUAUAUCAAGCUCCAGGAAGCAUGAAGAGGUGGGAAAUUGAACCAGGAUUUUUGUAUGCAUGUCAUUUCAUCCGAACGGUAGGAAUAAAGGAAGACGUCGGGAGUCUGACGGUUCUCUGAAUCAGUCAGGCGAAUGAAACUUUGAGGAAAAAUUUCAUCUCCAAUUUCAGUGCAGGUGGAAUCGGCACUAUGAUGAAUCUGGAUAGACUGGCGCGUAAACUCAGGAAACGGUCACGUCACAGGGUUCAGGUCAGCGGAAUUGUCGAUUCUGCCUGGUUUCUCAACUACCCGACAUACAGCCAGCCCUCCUAUCUGACGAAUUGCACCAGCAUCUAUGACUGUUCACCGGAGGAAGGCAUCCACAGAGGAAUAGAGUAAGUGCCCCAACACGGGUUACUGUUUUAUUUUCAGUAAUACGUUUUUUAAAUGACAGGUUGAGAUUGACCGGCCAGCUACUUUGUAGGCUGUGGCAACCACGGAUACCUAGACGGUGUCGCGAAGCCGAGGGGAAGUCUAAGUUUUGGCGUUGCUACUUGGGUCCGGUACUCCACCAGCACAUUCUCAGUAAGUUGCAAAAUGUUCAGUGAGAAAUUAAAGUCAUUCUUCAGUAAGCAUUAUUGGGGAACGUAUGUGCAUAUCUAGCUGCUGUUUCAAGGCAAAGCUUGAUCAGGCUAAGCUAUUUUUAUGUACUUAAUUUGACCAUUUUACCUUACCUGUUACUUUGCGACAGUUUACAAGUAUCCGAAUAGGGAGUCAUGGUUAGCAUGUCCAUUUGUCAGUCAGAUUACACUAGCCAGUCUCACAAUCGCUGUUUGGUUAUCAGUCUCUAAGAAGGUCUAUGUAAGGGAUUUUCAAUGCGGUGAAUGCAUUCAAACCAACCACAAAAAGUUGCAGAUUGAUUUCAACUGACGGUUUGUUGUGAUAGCCGGAACUUCCGGCCUCCGCAUGAUAUGUAUAAGUCGUGAGUGGGCUGUGCUUCGGUUCAGUUCAGGACAUUUGCAGAUCGAAUGCAGGCGACAGAAAAUUAAAAAAAAAAUUUUGACGCCCCAUUGCCCGCAUCUUCGGGUUAGUUAAAGUCGUUUCAAGUGCUUCAGGUAAAUAGUACCUUGGGGGCGUCCGACAUUCAUUUGUAUUGAUUCCACCAGGACGUACGUUGAGCAAGACUCCUGGAGAAACUGCUACAACAGUCUGUGAGUUCAAGCACCUGCUAGUCUUCUCAGAUCUUGAACUUUGCUAACGAUUUUUGCACAUUUAUGCGACUGAAUAAACCAACAGGUAUAUGACUGUACGCGUGAAUUUACGCAGGGGUAAAGGUACCAAAAUGGGCUUUUGCGGGGUCUAAAUGUGCUACUAACAAAAACAAAGUAGUCCGUUACGGCAAUUUUACAGCUGUUGUUCAGCUAUACCACAGGGCUAGACUGCGGCGACCUCAGAUUUGAACCUUGAUAUAAUGGGUCGCUGAACUGAGCAUUAUGCCUUCUGGACCAAAAGUUCACGACCUGCUAACUAUAAUUUGGAAUACCGAAGGCCAAACGUGAGUGCUGAUUGCUAAAAUCGGCGGAUGUUAUAACGGCUAACUGUCAUUCAUGGAUCCUAUGCAAAAGCAGAGCCACCGCAUACCGUUUUAAAAUCAGGCGAAAUCCAUGAACGCUGUUUAAAGGUGGAUUUUGGAACACUCAUCCUUCCUUGUGGCAAGUUGAUCAGAGACGAUUAAAAAUCGCAUCCAAGAACUGGAAAAAUUCAUCAGCCUGUUUCUUUUUCUCCACAUGUUUCCGGCGUUCAACUUAUUUUUUUCCUUUAGCUCCAACCUUCAUCAUACAAAGCUUGUUUGACGAGGCUCAACUCCAGAUGAACCGAGCACUCCUCCUGACCGGUGGGUCCUACACCAAGUUCGCCUACAUCCAGCGUCUCGGCCAGGAAGUCGCCAAAAGCCUCUCAGUAGCCAGGUCGGUCCCCGAAACGAGAGCUGUUUUUUCUAUUGUGCACCAGAAACAGCUGUCUGACAGCCUCCAAGAUUGAAUAGAGCGUGAGAGAGUGGCGGCGUGGGAGAGGCAGACACUGGGGGAUCAACCCUCCACGUAAAUCACCACAAUCCUUAUUUUACUAAGUCUCACCCGCCUUAGUAUAUCUGGACACGGUAUCAGUCGUGGAUUGGAAGACUGUUGGUUUGAGGGGGGAAGAAAUAACGUGAUUGUUCUCACAACCAAGAGUCGGUCCACAAUUACUUCUCCUCAAAAUGACUUCUUCGGCACUCUCACGCAUGUGAAGUUCGGGACGCCCUACACAGAAGAAUGUUGUAUAUCGGACGGGGACCAGAUCGUGCGUGUGGCACGCGCAGACGGACAGUUUAGUUUUGUUGGGCAUUACGUCCGCGUCCACCAUAAGUCGUCUUGAAUCUGUCUUGCCAUUGGAGCAAGGUGGGUGCAGGAGGAGAGAGUGUGGUAGAUGCUGCGCAAGUCACCGGUGCUAAGACCAUUCUGGGGGACAUGGGAUGGACGUCGUCACUUUCGGCGGCUGAGAUGUCACAGAUGAGAAACCAACAUGAAAGAGAUCCGACAGUAAAAUUACGUUUUAUUCUAGAUCCAAACCAAACGAACUUCUGUCCAGGACUUGAUUAGGUUAGAUGAUACUUGGUAGCCCUCCUGACACCGCAAACACCCAGCUGCGUGUCAAUCGGGACCGGUGGUAAUGAGGGCUAUGCGGGUGGGACAAUGGAGUGGACGGGUAAAUGGCGAGUGUAGUGUAUGCUAGGAAUUGACGCUCCUGGUAAAGUGGAAGCCUAAUUUAGAUUAGGUGAAAAAUACAAGGAAGGUAUGGAAAUGAGCAAGGAGACUUUGAACGGUGCGCGGAAUAAAUGCAUCCUAGCCUCAGAUUGGAAAGAAUAGCAAGUGAAGGCGAACAACCGAUGGGAAGAAGGCAACUGGUCUGAAGGUCAUUCCGCAGUGUGUGCGAUAGAACUCCAGCCAACAUAAUGGACAGAAGAACACGAGAGUCAAGCAGCGGCACGCGGGACGCCACAACGCAAACAGGGUAAGACCUUUUAUGCGAAAAAUUGGUUUGGGCGGAAGAGAAAAUCCGCAAAUAAUGAGGCAGUUGAAAGCUACCUCUGCUAAUGAAAGUUGAUAAAGGGUAAGCCUCAUUGUCAUCGUUACCGGUGCCAAUCCGCCCAAGAUAGUACCUCUACAAUGAAUGGGGCGGUCAAAAGCUGCCUCUUCUUCUGAAAGUUGAUGUAGGGAAGGCCUCAUUGUCAUCGUUACCGGUGCCAAUCCGCCCAAGAUAGUACCUCUACAAUGAAUGGGGCGGUCAAAAGCUGCCUCUUCUUCUGAAAGUUGAUGUAGGGAAGGCCUCAUUGUCAUCGUUACCGGUGCCAAUCCGCCCAGGAUAGUACCUCCACAAUGAAUCUGGUACAGGUAAUACAGCGCGCGCGUAAAUUUAGAAGCAUAAUGAGAACGUAAUCAUAGCUACUGAAAUCAAUCCAGUAGGUACCAUUGCGGAUUCUGUGGGCAGGACUGCCAACUACCUCUUCUAAUGAAAGUUGAUAAAGGGUAAGCCUCAUUGUCAUCGUUACCGGUGCAAAUCUGCCCAGGAUAGCACCUCUAAAAUGAAUCUGACACAGGUAAUACAGCGUACGCGUGAACUUAGAAGCAUAAUGAGAACGCAAUCACUGCUACUGAAAUCGAGCCGGUAGGUACCAUUGUGGAGUCUGUGGGCACGGCUACCAAUUAUCAUCUUACCCUUGAUUACUAUCUGUUAGUCGGACUGAAUCUUCGUUCAGUGUCCUGAUUUAUAGUUCUGAUGACAUUCAGUAUGGUGGAUUCGUGCUGUGGAUGAGCGGUCUAUCAAACAGUCGCCGUCCCUUGUACUUAGCGACUAACGCGCAAGAGAAGCCCAUCCAAAUGCAGGUCGGGGCGUCAGGGCUUGACGGCAGACUCGUUGCACCAUCCGGCGAGGACAUGCAGGCGAGGGCGCUUUUGCGCCCGACCGACUCCGUGAUAUUUUUUAAAAAUGCUGUCAGAGAGAGGAGACAAAUCAAAGAACGAGAUAUACGCAAUCAGCUCUCUCAUGUAGGCAAUAUCUUCCAAGUUCACAGACAAUGGGUCAUACGAAUGUGGAAUUGUACGCAAAAAUAUGGAUCCCUGUACUAUAGGUGACCUUGCGUCAAAUCCGAUGAGGCUGUCCUACUUCCGUGUCAUAAUUUCAGCCUUAACUGUGCACUAACCCUUGCUUUCCUACCCGUAGUGCCAAUCUCGACGAAUCCAUAGGAAUCUGGGUGACCACCUGUUAAAAGGCAACCCGAAUUUCUCGAACCCUAUUCAAUGGACUAUUAAAACGACUAUAAAUACACUACUGACACUGUUUCAACAGAUCAUUUUGUGUAAAUUAACCUUAACCCAGAUGAAAAUUCCACAGUGCGAAUGCAGGGAACGUCUUUUUCGUUGUUAUUCCGCGAAUGCCACACCUUUUUAACACUUGUGCUGCAUCACUGGUUCUAUGAAUUUUGCAAACUAAAACUAGAUGUACAGAUUUUUGCCGCUUAAAUACUCUUCAUGCAUAGCCGUGCAGUUUAAAUGGAAGGUUUAAGGGCUUCAGUCAUUUACUUCCAAUAUACUGACUGACAUGGGCGAUUCAGAUCUCACAUGGGUGCAACCUAGAUGGGCAAGACAUGUGUGGAGUGCACACAGCAUCCUUGCCGGCGUCAAAAACACGAGGGAAUGGCAAUUUAAAUAGGUUUGCGGAUGUGCUAAGCUGCAGUUUGGCAUGCUUAUGAGGGGACCUGACAAAAAGCCACAAUUACAGGAAGACAAUUUCAUGAAGAGAGGGUGGAUAAUAAUAUCCAGUUGUAUUUGGUAAGUCCAUCUUAUUGUAAGAACUCCGGCCCCAUACAGUACCGUUCAUUCAACGCAAGGCUUGAGUACUUAUAUAAACCACCGGUGAGUGAGAAGCGUUAAAGACCUCGGGCUGGCAUAAACAAUCGUAAUCAGAAGCACUUAAGACCCUAACUGUGUCACAUUAUAUUACUCAGAACUACAGAAAAACAACAGGAAAUGGCAGUCAGCUAUUUCUCUGUAUUGACUACUUUUCGUAGUUUGAGACUUGAUCAGGCAAUUCCGAAUUUCUGCGGAGAAUUAAGUUAAUUUGGAUUCACUGAAAGCCUGUCCCAGAAAAUUCUCGUAACAGCUUUAAUAGGCUGCCAGUCAUUUAAAAGCAGACUCCACAACCUCUGACAGGCCUUCAGUCGGCUUUACUGCAUAUGAAAAUGUCAGUUUUUUAGUGAUCGAUUGCGCCUUUUGUUUGUAAGGUCCUGCCACUCUCGAAUUGUUGAGGAAGAUGGGUGUCUGUGAAAUAAACGUCUUAAUAAAAGAACUACCGGCGUCGUUUUCAGUAGUGACUUUUUAUCCUGAUUUACUUUUAGAGGAGUGUUUGCGCCGGCCUGCUCGGAUCACGAAAUACUCACCACGAAGCAAGUUUUUUGUACAUUUUGCAUAUUCUUGCUUUCCCUGCUUUCCUUGUAUUUAUGCCUUCCCUUUAUAAUUUGUUCUUUGCAAAGUUAAUUUGCGGUUCACGCCAACUUACUUUUCUCAUUUCAGUCAUUGGUCCCAGAUGACAAUCGAGUCGCAGAGCUUGCAUGAAACUCUACAGGAAUGGGACGCUCAACUGGAACGGUAGGCUAACAUUUAUUGUGUUGGCGGUUCGAAAUUCGCAUUAACUUGAGACGAAUAAUAUUCCACUUCUCGAAAUGGCGGUCAAUUUCAUGGGGAGAUAGCAGUCAUCUUACUUAUUGAAUGUCCGGACUGUCAUUCAUGAAAUAAGUUCAUCCACACCAGUGGUACCGCACAAACUCAUCACUCGUUUGCAUUGAGGGUACGAUCACACUGUUAUUGGAUCGUUGACGAGUCAAUAAUCGAGCAGGACUUGUUAUACCGGUUCGGCUUCUCAGCAAAAUCUUAAAAUUUAUGCCAAUUUUCCAAAUAAUGGUUUCUUACGGCCCUGGUAGUGCUCAUGAUUUUCAUUACAAGGAUUGGCACAAUGAUGUUUUCAGGUUUGAAACUAUAGAAUUAUUCCAUUUGACUGGAAAUUCAAAAAGGAAGUUUUAGAGGGUCGGUCUUUGUCCAAAAGUCUGUGAAAGUAAACUGCCAUUUUUUGAUAAAGACAGAGUGAGCACUGCUUUCAUCUGAUAUGAACCAACUGUGGAAAUCAUAAAUUCCGCCAUUUAGAGGAUUAGAAAACCGUCCAGUUGUUUUCGCUUUGUUUUGAAUUUCACCGAGCUGUUCGGAGAGGAUAAAAUCGGGGAGGAGUCACUUACGUGCUUUGUCUAAUUGAAACGUUCUAAUUGAAGAGCCCUUCCCAGAACACCUAUUAAGUACAUGAUCCUGAUAGUCAUCAGGUGGAGUCUAGAUUGAUUAUUUAAGAAAUCCUGCCUUGGGCAGUCAACUUACUGUAUCAGAACUGGUGAAUUCCAUGCCCUGCGACGGGCUGGGCGAGUAACUUGACCCACGUUUGAUUAAACUCGCAGCACUCAAAGGGGCCGCGUAAUCCAGGUCGAUAGAGCGUAGCUAUCAUGGGUUCGAAUCCCACCCAGGUCGACGAGUUUUUCACAGUUGGGUCAAAACAACUGUUUGGAUUCAUUCAAGGGCAGCACCAAUGUGAAGGUCCGCAAAAGAUACAGUAGGUAGGCUAACUCAUGAAAUCUCAACCGAAAUUCCGAAAUGCGUUUCCUUCCCGAAAAGAUUAAUUAAGUAGGGGUGUAAAACUAGUCAACCUGCAACACAAUUCUUUAAUAUUUCAAUUAUCUCAGGAUACUGGCUUUCAAGUGAAAUUCCUUUAGGCUGCAUUCAAAAACUACACUCUGUAAAAAGUGACUGCUCAAGUAGCAUGAAUUUUUCUCAUUGAUGUUCGAUGCCCCUAAAAGUCCAAUUAUAUUUCAUGGAAAAAUGCACAAAAAAUAUCCACUCUUUUGCUCAUUCGGUAGAAAUUUCUUCUUCUUCUUCUUCUUCUUCUUCUAGUUUUGUACUCGAAGGAGGGACAUAAUUCAGUUUUAAAAGUUUAUAAUUGUGGGACUAUUAAAUACCGUGAAAUGGCCAUUCAUAAAUCGUCAUGUCUCCGCAUUUACCAAUGUGGCUUGUAAAGUUAACAAUAUGGAUCAAAUCCACUGCUUAAUUUUAUGAACCCUAUAUGAUCUCCCUUUAUUACUGUAGAGAAAUAUGUGGUUUUCCGUACGCGGAAAAUAUACGGCUUGCAGUUUGGAAACCCUGAAUGCAAGAGUGACGGCAGAGUGGGUUCAAAAUUAUUCGGGAAUUGGAAAACUUUUUUUAAAACUGGAUUAUGUUCCACCUUCGAGUAUUAAAGUAGAGGAAGACGUAAUUAUCUACCGAAUGAUCAAAAGAAUGAAUAUAUCCAUGCAUGUUUCCCAUGAAAUAUAAUUGAACUUUUAGGGACAUCGAAGAUCCAUGAGAAAAGUGCAUGCUGCUUAGGCAGUCAUUUUUUACUGAGUAUAGAUUUUGCGUGCAGCCGGAAAGAAGUCUCUUCGAAAGAAGGCAUCCUGAGGUAACUGAAUUAUUAUAGAAUUACGCUGCACGAUUAUUGGUUUUACAACCGCACUUAUUUAAUCUUUUCGAAACGAAAACGCGCUUCGGAAUUUCGGUUGACAUUUCAUGAGGUAGCUCAUCUACUGAACUUGCACUUGAAUUUCCCACUAAAGGUGAUAAUGCCCAAAACGCAAGCCACAGAAAGCAUUCAUGAAGAUUUACUUUGCGCUAACGCAUGAUCUGUGUGUCAGGACAUCAGGCAGCCGUGAUCCUGCCGAUAUCCACGCUUCGUUUCAGGCGAGGCGGUGUUAAUAUCAGUUGCCGCAGCAUGUCCACAGUACGUGUCGGGCCUCAAAGUUCGCCCACUAAGAUGAAUUUUCGGCAUUGCCAAAAUGGAGGCCUCAUCCUUGAGAUCCACCAGUUGGUCUGAGAACUAGCAGAUGAAAAGGAGAUGUAAAUUACAAUUAAUAUGAAAUAAUCCCCCACGAGCUCUACCCUAACUACUUCAAUGUUUGCGUGCUGAUAGUUAUUUAUGACGACUUGAGAGGGCUUCAAGGGUCACAACUGUAGCUGAAUGGCAGUUUGGAGAUCACUAGCCUCAGGUUAGAAAGCGGCUUUUGCUGCCGUAUCCGGCUAUAAUCCCAAGAAAUACAACGGGGUACCCCACAAACUAGAUUUAUUUAUUUAAUUUUGUUAUUUGAGAUAGCAUCUCAAAAACAGUAAUUCCCUUGAAAAUAUUGUUCAUUAGAUGAUGCACACUUGUCCCAAUGGGAUUUCUACGGGUCGAACCGUUUUUUAUAUUUUUCUGAACUAAUACUGAUAAGUGCCUCCAGGGAUUUUUCCAUAACCUCUUCUUUCUGAAAGCGCUUUCCAUCAAAGUUUCUCUUCACUCUUGGAAAUAAGUUGGGCGAGUUGGGGAGGAGGGGGGGGGUGAGAAAUUGUUGUUUGAACGCUGCGUAGGCAGGCACGUUUUUUUUCUCACUGUCUCGCGAAAUCGCGUCAGCACCUGCCGAUAUUAACGUUGGUCCAUGAGAACAAAUUCAACGUGAACGGAUCCUCGGAUGCCGAAAAAACAGACCAUCAUGGACUUCAAAUUUGACUUCAUAUACCGUUCAAAAAGUCGCUGAGAGAGCCUUGAGAGGCGGCUUAAUAAACUAAUCACUCUGUCCGCUGCGAUGGUCUCUCACGAAGGCUACUUGACCAGCUGAGCAGGAAGAGUGUCUAGUCAGCUUCCGUAGGGGGAGAGGGAAGUAUGACCAGUCCACAAAAAAUUAUUUUCGAUUUUUUUGGGUUGUACACUCGGAUACCUGCGGUCAGAAAAUAAGGGAUGUCGAUACAAGCGAUGAUGCGAGAUCCGGGAACUAGCUGAUGGGAAGUAGAAGCGAUCACUCGAACAAGGGCUUUAUUCGCCUGACGCUUCAGAUUCUCACUUGAGCUCCUCACCAGAGACAGUGACAGAAACGGCAAGAAACAUCUGGAGUCGUUUACCGGAUCUGGUGCAGUUGCGAGCAAAGCAACUACGUCGUCGAAACUGGGAGACUGUGUGGCAAUUUUCGUCUCCUUGCUCUCCGCCUUUGUCACGCUGCCUUUCUGUCCGCCUUACACUCCUUGUCGAUACGCUGUUGGGACACGCGAGGCUUGUCAGUAGCCUCGCGAGUGCUCCCACCUCUGAUUGACUGGCGGACGCGGAAACAACGAAAGGCGCUCACACGCGCUGGGUCUCAGCACCUCGAAGCCGGACACAGACAACAACUUGCCUGGAGAAUGCGGUCGCGGCGACUGCCCACAGAGCCUCUGUGUACGCACUUCCAAAACAGUAAAGGUUGUCCAACUCACUCCGUUUUCCCUGACUUAUGAUUGGGAAUCCUUGUCUUGUGGCCCACAUAACCUUCGACAACUGCUCCGGACGCGAAUUUCCGAACACGCGGCAGCGGUACGGAGAAAUGACGCCAACUCUCAGGUUGCGGCUCAUUCGGCGAGACCCGGCAACACAUCCAAGUUCGAUGAGGCCAAAAAUCUUGCCAGAGGUGAUAGUCGCGUGAGCCGCGAGUUACUUCAGCCAUGGUUCAGGGGGCCUCAGUCUACCAAAAAGUACAACGACAUCCCCACUCCAUAUUCCGUGCUGAGGCAUAGGCUGGCCCAAGUAAUUGACCACUCGGGGAGCGCGCAAGCCGGUGAGCCAGAUGGCCGAGCAAUCAUCACGCCAGCAUCCAACACGGGUGAUGAGAUUUCAGCAAUUAACAACUUCCAUGCCGGCCGUCAAGAUAUUAGUGCACCAGUGGGCAGCAAUUCUUGAUGAGGGGGAGAGUGGUUAAUUACCACAGCAUAGCGAUUGCAUCUUAUACAUACUGCAACAUCCUGUGCACGAGUCAUCCUUUUCUGCCACCGUUUCUGAUGAUGGGUCCAAGUGAGAAUCCGAAACGUCAAGAGAAUAAAGCCCUUGUUUCAGUGAUCGCUUCUACUUCUUAUCAACAAGAGAUGCGCGCUCACGCACACAGCACAAAUGUCCCUCCCCCCACAGACGAGGUCCAACUGAUGGGUGGGCAGGACAGUCGAACAGAAAUUUCAUCACUGUCUUGCCAACGGCUGUUCUCGGUCGAUGUAGAUAAAGUCCUAACUCGCACCGGACUGGUGCCCGACAUCCGUUUACUCCCACCGAGAGUAGCGGGUGAUGAGGACGAAGGGGGUGGUGAUGGUGAUAAUUUCGACUCUGGGAUGCGGCCGACUCAUCAGCUAGAUCCGAUCAGUGAAGCAUCUGCGCAGUGGUUUUAAAUGCACAUCUUUGUAUUUUCGGUCGCAGGUGUCGGUCAGAGGCAUGCAGAAGUUGGGGACGGCAGCUGCUAAAGACUUCCUGCCGUAAACAUUGGCUGGAACGAAAUUUCGAGGAUUUUAACCAAGAACGCAGCUGGGUGCAAUGCAGCCAUUUUACCUCUCAUCAACAGUAUUGAAAGAAGCUCAAAUGUGAAUUAAGUAACGCUUCCAAUCAAGUAAAAUUAACCUUGAUUUUUUGCUUCAAAAAAUUAAACAGUAUGUUUAAUACAAAAGGAUCAUAGACUAAGUCUUUUAUUCUACUGCAAAGGAGAACCAGACCUACUCUUACAUAAAAGGGCUCCCAUAUUUACUUCAUGUAGAUGCAACUCUCAGCCAAGUUGACAACGGGAACUCGCUUCACCCGCAAAAUCCUCAUCACCACCAUUCCCGUAGGGCACGGUCCACAGUCUACCGACAGUUAAGUGAGGUCCUUCAACCUACCGUUUCCAUAAUAUCUGCAAUGGCCCGUAGAUCGAUACCAAGGUACAACCCACUUAACUGUUGAUAGACUAUGGAUCGUGUCAUAAGGGGUUGUAUCUCGACAUCCAUUUGCAGGUCGUUGCAGACAUUACAAUGCCGACAACAACUACUUCCCACUACCUUAAACCAUCAGUCAAACUCCGUCGUUUUAUGAGAUUUGCUUUUCGCGUAUUUUUUUAAAUUAACGCUUUCAUUUCCACUGCCAUACGAAAGCGUGUUUUCUUGGAUUUGGUCAACUCAUUGUCUGGCGUGCUGCCUCAUCUGGAAACCCCUCAUCACCAAAAUGUCCGUAACAAACGGUCCACAGUCUACCGACAGUUAAGUGGAGUCCUUCACCCCAUCGUCGCCUGAGCCUAUUCCAGGGUGUAACAUUUUUUAGCCUGCAUCGAAGAAGGAAGUAGUUACAACUUAAUGCAGUUAUACACCAUCGUAACUUUGUUCACUGUGGUUUUCUCACCUCCUUUAAUUUCUGCAGUCAACAACAAAGACCCCUGUAUCCUCAGGCACCCAUCUGGCGCAGGAGAAAUCGUAACCGGUCGGAGAGUCGCCUCGUCUACAACAGUUCCAUGCUCUUUCUCUCCAAACUGGUGGCUGUGUUGAACAAACCCAAGGUAGAUGGUACUCAAAUGCGCGGAGGUCAGUAUGCACGAGUGUCAAGGGACCUCAACGGCCUCGGAGACAGGAACCAGAGCAACGUCAGCGACCACUACCACGCCCCCUGGCAGCAAACUCGACCAGUUAAGCCCUUCAUCCGUACCUCCUCCUCCUCACCGACUCCGAGACCUACCGUCCGCCUGAUCGAUAAGUGCUCCCUCGAAAGCGGUCCGGACGCUGAGGGGCAAAAUACGGUGUCGAAGAGCGUUGGCACCGCCGACACAUGCAGGGGACGCGCCAUGGUGACUCCAAUGUGCAACCCGUCUUGUCGAUCGUUAACUCACCCCCGCACCAUGGAGAAGUUGAACAUCGUGUCCCUGCUGGAGCUCUAUGGAGUGGACACCUUCCAGCUGGCCGCCAAUGCCGGCUUCUCUGUGCGUGAGCUGAAGAGCCUGCCGGUGAAGGAACAGAUGAGGGCUAUUUACUGUCCGAAGGCCCGCCGGUAG
This is a messenger RNA of Spirometra erinaceieuropaei, 23150 nucleotides long. The record is from the annotation of a GenBank genome assembly. NCBI's taxonomy places the organism in Eukaryota, Metazoa, Platyhelminthes, Cestoda, Diphyllobothriidea, Diphyllobothriidae.